Paramecium octaurelia is the source of this 720-nucleotide messenger RNA. NCBI's taxonomy places the organism in Eukaryota, Ciliophora, Oligohymenophorea, Peniculida, Parameciidae. The record is from the annotation of a GenBank genome assembly.
AUGGAUCUGUUUAAGUGUAAAUAUGUUCCUCAUGAAAAUGAAGAAGUUAUUGGAUUUUGUUUGAAUCGGGAUUGUUAAAAUACAACUCAAUAUUGUUUUGAAUGUUUAAAUACUAAAGAUUCACCACAUUCAGAACAUUUCAAUGAUUGUAUUAGAUUCACAAAAAUGAUCUAAUUUAUGAAAGAAUUGAUACAAGUGAACAAUCAAUUAAGGAUAUAAUUCAAAGAUGUCUAUAUACAAUUAUAGAACAAUGUUGCAAAAAUUUAAAAACAAUUGGAUCAAGAAAUUAGUACAUUAGAAAAUAUGACUCAACAGCUUUAAAACAAAGAGUAUUUGGCUUGUAAAUCAUAAAUACAUAUAAUAAAACAGUUUUAUUCCAAGGAAAAAGAAAACUGCAAAUGUAUCUUUGUUUAUUCAUAUAAAAUAUUAAUAGAAUAACAAAUAAUACAAUUCAAUAAUAUUAUUGAUACAUUAAAGAAGAUGUUAGCAGACUAAACUAAAAUGGAAGAAUAAAUAGAUUCUGGUUGUCAAAAGGAUACUAUAAUUAAUUAAUAGAGUGAAGAUCAAAAAAACUAGUUGAAUUUUGAAGAAGCUCAAAGAUUAUUAAAUCAAGGUAUAUUAAUUUGAUUUAUUAUAGGAGUGGCAUUAAGUAAUCUAAAAAAAUAUUAGGAAGCAAUUGAGUGUUACGAUAAAGCUAUUUCCAUAAAUCCUAAAUAUGAU